This is a messenger RNA of Arabidopsis lyrata subsp. lyrata, 1710 nucleotides long. RefSeq lists its product as uncharacterized. The record is from RefSeq and is a predicted model, not a curated record. Bases 1 to 1710 code for a protein of 569 amino acids. NCBI's taxonomy places the organism in Eukaryota, Viridiplantae, Streptophyta, Magnoliopsida, Brassicales, Brassicaceae. The transcript has a single exon. Gene Ontology annotation, molecular function: zinc ion binding; nucleic acid binding.
AUGCCAAAGAAGAAAAAGUCUUCGAGGUCUGUUCGGGUUUCUGUUCCUUCUAAGUUCGCUCGCGUUCUAGCUUGUUCUUCGGGGUCGGGUUCUCAAGAUGAAAGGACUUCUGUUCCGGUCAUCGAUGGGUCCUUCUCUCCUUCGGUUGUGGCUGCGGAUUCUCCUAAUCCAGUUGAGAUGAAGAGUGAGCUUACUCCGUCUCCUGGGGUCUCGUUGGGGUCUCCGAUUUUCACUUCAGUUUCGAUUCCUCAAGUUCCAGCCGAUUUGGUUGAGGCUAAGGGCAAAUCUGCUCAGCUUCCCGAAUCAAAGGAUUGUAUGUCUUCGGCUUCUUGCCUAGUGUCUGAGAUCUCCUCCACUGUGGCUCCAAGCAAUGCAUCUCCAAUUGAUGUUCACAAUUCCUCAAGCAGCCUACCUCUGUUGGCUGAGACGAUUCCUUCCUCAAUUGAUCUUCCGUGGGCUUCUAAGUUUAAAGCUUCCCUCAGAAACUUGAAACAGAUGGAUCCUCCUUCCUUCCUUGAAGAUGGUACACCAGUAGUGGUGGCUCCUCCUUCAGUCCUUUUGAAAUCGGCUGCGAUGUGGAAAGGACAUAUUGUUGCCCAGUUUCAUGGCUUAUGUCCUCCUCCAGGGAAGAUAUUCACCGACUUGAAUCCGAUUUGGGGUAAGUUUGGUAACAUAACGGUCAGAAUUUUCUCCGACACUGCAGCGCUCAUCUACAUACCUUCGCCAAAUACGAGACAGUGGGUUGUGGACAUUGGGUUUUGGCAAGCAGGUAACUGUUCGUGUACUUGUUAUCAUUGGUCCCCAGACGGUCCUCUCGAGAUAAAGGAGCUUCAGACUGCUCCAACUUGGGCAAUUUUAAGGAAUGUCCCUCCUCAGCUUUACUCAUUAGAAGGAAUCAGUGUGAUUGCUAGCGGUAUAGGCGAGCCACUGCAUACGGAGAAGUCCUGGUUGGACCCGGUAAACAUUGGUUUCACAAAGGUGAAGGUGGUUAUAAACUUGGAGUCGACCUUGCCUUCUACUGUUGUUGUUCGGGAUGUGCAAGGUAAUAUUGCUAAGGUUAAGGUGGAGUAUCCUCGACCUCCCCCGAAGUGUUUGAACUGUGGGAGAUAUGGUCAUUUGCUGAGUCGAUGUCCAAAACCACUGCAGAAAAAACUCCCUUACAAGAAAGUCAAGCCUGCAGGGUCUAAGGAAAUUAAUCAUCCUACUAUCUCUCUUAAUCCUUCACAAAGGACUGUUGGUAACCUGGGGGUUGAUGAGGGUUCGAAGGGUGAAGCUGCUUCAUCAAAAACCAAAAGGAGACGUUCUCGGUCCAAGAAGCGUUCUUCUAGUUUGCCGCCAAAGUUGAUUGGACCAUUACUUGAUCCUAAGGCAAAGAAUAGUUCGGGGACGGCUACUGGAGCAAAGCUGAAGUGGGUAGCGAAGUCGGAUAUAAAGCCUACUUCUCAUAUCCAAUCCAGUAGUAAGCCCAUUCCUGUUGAGGGUCUGAAGUUAGUGGUUCAGAAUCAAAUGCCGGUGGAGAAAGUGGAGAGUAAAGCAGAAAUAGACAAGGUUCAGGUUCCUGCUUUUCCCUUCCCUCCUGACUGGGACAGUUUGUCAAAUAAGUCAAAGAAAAAACAAUUAAAGAUCUGGCAUAAUCGGGUGCGGUCUGCAAAUCUGAUAGCUCAAACAGCGGUUCGGGAUGAAGUCCCGAUUGAACCGUCUCUUAUCUGA